This is a messenger RNA of Pisolithus orientalis, 726 nucleotides long. RefSeq lists its product as uncharacterized. Gene Ontology annotation, molecular function: U6 snRNA binding. The transcript has 6 exons. Gene Ontology annotation, cellular component: U6 snRNP; spliceosomal tri-snRNP complex; P-body. Gene Ontology annotation, biological process: mRNA splicing, via spliceosome; nuclear-transcribed mRNA catabolic process; spliceosomal snRNP assembly. The annotation marks the transcript as partial. The record is from RefSeq and is a predicted model, not a curated record. NCBI's taxonomy places the organism in Eukaryota, Fungi, Basidiomycota, Agaricomycetes, Boletales, Pisolithaceae.
GUGUUCAAACGUUCAACGUUCAGGGGUGCACCUCACUUUCUGCACAGCCACAGAAAACGCCGAACCCGACCAACUAUAUCGCGAUCGUUGAUCGCGUUUUAACACUUGACUUGCAACAACAGACCAACAUGCUCCCACUAUCGCUCUUGUCAGCUGCCCAAAAUAAGCCCAUGCUUGUUGAAUUGAAAAACGGGGAGACGUUCAACGGCCACCUUGUCAACUGCGACAACUUCAUGAACAUCACUCUACGAGAAGUCUAUCAGACGAGCGCAGAUGGCGAUCGGUUCUGGAAACUCAAAGAAUGUUAUAUACGCGGAAGCACCAUAAAAUACUUGCGUGUACCAGAUACAUUGUUGGAUAGUGUGAAGGAGGAGCAGGCACGCGCACGUGAGGCAAGUCGGAGCGCCAGAGGGGCCGGCCCUGGUUCUAGAGGAGGUCGGGGAGGUCCGGCAAGAGGAGGUACAAUUGCGAAAGCUACCCCCACCCAGUGUUCACCCCUCUCCCAACCCACCUCCACCUCCACCACCAACCACCUUUAUUCACUCACCCGGUCACUCACUCACUCACUCAAUCAAUCAACCGAUCAUUCAAUCACCAAAACGUUUACACCCAUCGCCCUCACCUUGAGGUGUUUUCUUUAUCUCCUUCCAAUGUAUAUCUUACGUACAUAAGUAAAACAAAUUGCUGUCUCUUGUGGAAGAUAAUAAACACACAUACGUCAAGGGG